Molecule: messenger RNA, 1342 nt
Organism: Oreochromis niloticus (Nile tilapia)
Lineage: Eukaryota; Metazoa; Chordata; Actinopteri; Cichliformes; Cichlidae
Product: zgc:174895
Exons: 6
Coding region: 202-714 (170 amino acids)
Molecular function (GO): adenine phosphoribosyltransferase activity
Source: RefSeq, a predicted model, not a curated record
AAUGAAUCACUGGUAAACUCUGAACAAGAAAUCUGGUGCAAACUGCAGAGAGAAACUGUAACUUAGUUCAGUAUUAUUAACAGCCAGCUCCCACCCAUCAUUCACCCCCCUGGAACCUGAUACAGAAGACUCUCAUUCACAGUUCAGUCCGUUCACCCCUGUUUGUGCCUCUUGUCAGUGCAGUCAAGAGCUGUUCUCCAAAUGGACGUGUUUGCAGUUCCAGGUGACAGGCAUAAAGGAUGGUACCUUUCUUUAAUGGCUCCCAACACAAAAGGACCAGAGUUCGCCUGGCUGGACCCGUCCAGACUUUACUGCAACUCCCAGGCUCUUGCAGACUGUGCCAAAGACCUUCUCAGCCCUUUCCAAAGUGACAACAUUGACUUGGUUGCUGGCAUAGAUGCAAUGGGAUUCAUUCUUGGGGCUUCUGUUGCCACUGCUCUUGGAAAAGGUUUCCUGGCUGUUCGCAAAGCAGGCCACUUAUGUGUCGCCACCCAAGGCCAAAACUACACCGACUAUACAGGCAAAGAAAAGACUAUGGAAGUAAGACUGGAUGUGCUAAGACCAGGUUUGAGGGUGUUGUUAGUGGACCAGUGGAUAGAGACUGGGGGCACAAUGAAGGCUGCCAUUCAGCUGGUAGAGAAACUGGGAGCCACAGUUGUAGGUACAAUGGCUGGACUGAGAAUGGGGGGAAAAGCAGCCAAAGAAAAACUUUGAAAGACUUCCAAAAAAGCCUGGAGAACUACUGACUGGUUUAAAAACAAAGGCGUCGCAGCUGUGGCCAUCGAGAACACCGAAGGAGGGAGGUGGAUUAAGGAAAACUACAAAUUCUCUCACUGCAUACCCGAAGAGCUGCAGAGCCAAAUUGAUGGAAAAUACCUCGACUCCUUCAAAACCGUCAACAACUGAACAAGUUAACGUGAUUCCUUAAAGGUUCAGCAAAGAAGGCAAAGCAUAGUGAAAUUUUAUAAUACAUGUAUAGAUAUAUUUUUUAAGAAAUACAGUGGACUCACAGAAUAGCUGGCUUUUUUUAGAUUUAGUUCUAUUUUAAAUAACUGAAACAAUUUCUAUUCUAUUUUUUAAUGUCCUAACAACAUGUAAAGCUCACCAUUGGAAAAUAAAAAAUAUGAAAACCACAUCAGUUUUCAUACUGACCAUUAAAUUCUGUGAUAAAUUUGAUUGUAAACAGAAAAAAAUAGACCUUUCAAGUAUCUUCAUUACAAAUAUGGCUCCCAGUCUUUGGUCUGGGACCUCAGCGUGCGAUGGAUAAACGGAGAAGAUGAUGAACAAGAUAUAAAAACAAGAACAAAUUUUCUUUUUAGCCUCUAACAAAUAUAACUGGUCA